This is a messenger RNA of Tyto alba (common barn owl), 1466 nucleotides long. RefSeq names its product leucine rich repeat containing 3 (gene LRRC3). The record is from RefSeq and is a predicted model, not a curated record. NCBI's taxonomy places the organism in Eukaryota, Metazoa, Chordata, Aves, Strigiformes, Tytonidae. The transcript has 2 exons. Bases 73 to 936 code for a protein of 287 amino acids. Gene Ontology annotation, molecular function: protein binding.
AGCCCGAUCGCGGCCGAACCGCCGCGUCCCCGCAGCCGCAACCGGAGCGGAGCCGCCCCGGAUCGAGCCGCGAUGGCAGAGGCUUUGCCGGCGCGCAGAGGAGCCGCCCUGCUGCCCCGGAGCUGCUGCAGCCACCGGGGAAUCGCCAGCAGCCCUGCCGAGCUGCCUGGGUGCAAGAUGACCCUCACCACCACGCCAGCAGCCAGCAUCACCCAGGCUUGCUUUUGCCUCCUGCUGUGCGUCCCCUGGGGCAGCUCCUGCCCACCGAGCUGCCAGUGCACGGAGAGGGCAGGGGCGAAGGCCGUCCUCUGCAGCUCCCGGCACUUGGAGGAGAUCCCCAAGGACAUCCCCAGAGACGCGGUGUUCCUCAAGCUGGAUGCUAACAGCAUCACCAGGAUCCCCAGCAAUGCCUUCAGGCACCUCUCCCACCUGGAGGAACUCGAUCUCUCCAGAAAUGCCAUUGAGAAGAUCGACAGGGCGGCUUUCAAAGGGGUGGCUGCCGGGCUGCGUACCCUCGACCUCUCCAGCAACCGCAUCCGCAGCGUCCCCAAAGAAGCCUUGCUGGCGCUCAACGCCAAGCUCCGGCUGGCCAACAACCCCUGGCACUGCGAGUGUGCCUUGCAGGAGGUGCUGUGGGAGGCACGGCUGGACCCCGACUCCGUCCAGGACAUCACCUGCCACACGGCCCCGCGCGAGGAGUACGUGGGCAAGCCGCUGCUCCAGGUCCUGGAUGCCGGCGUCAACUUCUGCAGCGUGCGCCAGCGGACCACGGACGUGGCCAUGUUCAUCACCAUGUUCGCCUGGUUUGCCAUGGUCAUCGUCUAUGUGAUCUGCUACGUCCGGCACAAUCGAGAGGACACUUGCAAGCACGUGGAUUACCUGAAGUCGCUGCCGAGCGCCCAGGGCCGUGCAGAAACCACCAGCACCGCCUUGUAGCGCAGGAUUGGGGCGCCCUGUUCCCAGCUUCUUCGCAGGGAGCCGGGUGACGACCCGGUGGGUUUCAAAGCUUCUCUGUGGGAUUUUUCCAGUGCUUGCUCCGGUCCUGCAAACGAGCGCCACUGACUUUGCCCGUCCCCAGAGACGCUGGACUGAGCGUGAGCAAACGAGAGGGGGGAGGGAUGCCGGGUACACCCCAGAUUCCCAGGGAGGAACCCCCCCACCCCACGCAGACCCCUUCUCCCCUGCCAGAGCUGGGCUCGCAGGGAAAGCAGCCCCAGCCACAAGCUCGCAGUCCAUCUGGUUUGGAGAGAACAAGGCCCUGGGGGGAUACAGAUGAGGGCGAGGGCUUUUGUGGGGCCAAGAGGUCCCCCCAUCCUCGCUUCGGUGAGGGACCGGCCUCGCAGAGAGCAGGACACCCACCCCAGCCCCUACGCGGCACCUCGGCAGCCUCUGCCUGCUGCCACCAACCCAGGGGUGAUCUCCCAAACCUCUGAUUUCUCAAUAAAGCUCCGCACACAGGAAAAACC